Aspergillus saccharolyticus JOP 1030-1 is the source of this 729-nucleotide messenger RNA. Its product is annotated as SUMO protease ULP1. The transcript has a single exon. The coding region runs from base 1 to 729 and encodes 242 amino acids. Gene Ontology annotation, molecular function: deSUMOylase activity. The record is from RefSeq and is a predicted model, not a curated record. Gene Ontology annotation, cellular component: nucleus. Gene Ontology annotation, biological process: protein desumoylation. NCBI's taxonomy places the organism in Eukaryota, Fungi, Ascomycota, Eurotiomycetes, Eurotiales, Aspergillaceae.
AUGGCCGGUCCACCGUCAAAGAAAAUCAUAAGCACACUUUCGGGAGAAACAUUGACGGCACGUGAUCUAGCGACGUGCUAUACACCCUUGGAAUGGCUCAAUGAUGAGGUUAUCAACGCGUACUUGGCAUUGAUCAUUGACUAUAUGCGGCGAACCAACAACAACUCCGGACGAAAUGAUCGGCCACGCUUUCACGCUUUCAAUUCUUUUUUCUUUUCUAAUUUGCGCGACAAAGGCUACGAUUCUGUGCGCAGGUGGGCGACACGGGCCAAGAUUGGGGGCGAAGCCCUCCUCAGCGUCGAUACGGUGUUUGUUCCAAUCCAUGACAAGUCCCAUUGGACACUCAUCGUGUUGAAGCCGUGCGACCGCACCAUUGAGCACUUUGACUCCCUCGGGGGGCUCAACAAGCGCCAUGUCGAUCUCAUCAAAAUGUGGCUGAGGGGGGAGUUGGGGGGAAAGUUUGUGGAGGAGGAUUGGGAGGUGCUGCCGUCCCUGUCCCCUCGGCAAGACAAUGGAUCCGACUGCGGUGUCUUCCUCCUGUCGACGGCGAAAGCCGUCGCCAUCAACCUGGAGCCCCAAUCCUAUGGGGCUCCAGACUCCCCACUCCUGCGAAGGAAGAUAGUGGUGGAGUUGAUGAAUGGAGGCCUGGAUGGGGACUUCGUACCUACCGAAGUCCCGGGCUACGAAUACCGCGAAGUCCCCAUCCAGGGCCGGGGGGUUAAGCUAUGA